AGCACUCAGGGAGUUGAGGCAAGAGGAGUUCAAGCCCAGCCUAAUCUAGAUAAGUGUGUUUCAGGUUGGCCUGGGCCACAGUAAGACCCUGUCUCAAUAAAUAAAUAGAGUGCCAUUGAACUGACUUUUACAUUUUGUCUUUAUUUCUGAGUUUUUAGCACUUAAGAAAGAUGAUGCACUAUGAUACAAUAUUCACAAAAUAAUAGUUCUAUGAUAAUGAUAUAUAUUAUUAUAACUUGGAAGCUGUUGACAUGACAUGGCAUGUUAGAAAUCUUGACUAAUGUUGGCAACUUCUACUUAUAUUCUAUCUAAACAUGAAGUUAUAUUAGGGAACAUGGAAACAGGCUCCACUGUGGAGUAGCUUACAUGGUAUAAGUAACGUUGGUCAUUUUAAUUUCAGUUAAUAAUUCUUUGGUGGACUUUGAUAGAUUACAAGGUCUUUAGCAGAUGCUUGGGAAGGUGGAGUAGGGAUGGAUUUUUUUUUUGUGUGUGUGUGCAUAAUUUUUUUUUCAUCUCAGAAUUUUUCUUUUCUGAGAAAAAAAAAUGUCUGACCCACAGUGAUCUCAUAUCACAGUCCUAGAGACAAUGUACAGGAUGUCCUCUAACCAUGAGAACUGCUCUGCAUACCCAGUUCAGGUGUUGGACUAUGUGGCACUAGGUUGCAGCAUUGCUACAGUGGAAUCUGAGCACCAGGUGCCACUGUGCAUUUCAUUUUCAGAAGACAUUUGGAAGCAGAAUGGACUUUGAGCUGAAAAAACCCUGAGCUACCUGAGCACAGUUGUGAAGCAGCAGCCUGGACUUCCUGUUCAUCUGAUGUAGGAAGCUUGGACUACUUUAAUUGGAAGGAGUAAGACAUUUGUUCCUUUACCUGUUGUACUUCAAAAUGCUUGCAUUGAUUUUAGUAGCUUUGCCAAGUCGGACCUCUUUCACUCAUAAAAAAUUUAAAGAUGACUCUGAUGACAUUUCACCAAGUAGCUGGAAAAUUUCAUUUGGUCACAUAUCCACACCUGUCAGCGUACAUUUGUCAAGGAUUUUAUUUUAAGAUGCUUGACAAUGGAAAACCAAAAAACUUAGUUCUUGAAGACCUUUUUUAAAAAAGCCAAGAAACCAGAGUAUUUGAUAGAGGUAUCUAAAUGGGAUUCUUAAGACCUCAUUCUUUAGAAGAACAAAGAUAAAUUUUGGCUCUUUGUGAGGUUUAAAGUUGGACUGACCAUUCCUGCCACUCAUCUCUGAGACCUGCUUCACACUGGCAUGCGUCUCUCCUGAGCCUGGAUCCAUACUUGUUCAGUCAUCUGACAUUGCCAUUUGACUUCACAAAGUAGCCCCACCAUACACUAAGUAAAUGCUUGAUCAUCUUACCUUGUACCAAGAUCUGGAACUUGACUCUGUUGCUUUCUUUUUUUAAAGAUGGCUGAUCCUUGGCAGGAGUGCAUGGAUUAUGCAGUAACUCUAGCAAGACAAUCUGGAGAGGUGAUUCGAGAAGCUCUAAAAAAUGAGAUGAAUGUUAUGAUUAAAAGUUCUCCAGCUGAUUUGGUAACAGUUACUGACCAAAAAGUUGAACAGAUGCUUAUCUCCUCCAUAAAGGAAAAGUACCCGUCUCACAGUUUCAUUGGUGAAGAGUCUGUGGCAGCUGGGGAAAAGACUGUCUUCACUGACAACCCCACGUGGAUCAUUGACCCUAUUGAUGGAACAACCAACUUUGUGCAUAGGUUUCCCUUUGUAGCUGUUUCAAUUGGUUUUGUUGUGAACAAAAAGAUGGAGUUUGGAGUUGUGUAUAGUUGUGUGGAAGAUAAGAUGUAUACUGGCAGGAAAGGAAAAGGCGCCUUUUGUAAUGGCCAGAAGCUUCAGGUCUCACAACAAGAAGAUAUUACCAAAUCGCUGUUGGUGACAGAGUUGGGCUCUUCCAGAAAGCCAGAGACUAUGCGAAUUGUUCUUUCAAACAUGGAAAAGCUUUGUUCUAUUCCCAUUCAUGGAAUCCGGAGUGUUGGAACAGCUGCUGUUAAUAUGUGCCUGGUGGCGACUGGAGGCGCAGAUGCAUAUUAUGAAAUGGGGAUUCACUGCUGGGACAUGGCAGGAGCUGGCAUCAUUGUCACUGAAGCAGGUGGAGUGCUGAUGGAUGUUACAGGUGGACCAUUUGAUUUGAUGUCACGAAGAAUAAUUGCUGCAAGUAAUAGAGUGUUAGCUGAAAGGAUAGCCAAAGAAAUCCAGAUCAUCCCUUUACAAAGGGAUGAUGAAGCUUAGGUCCACGGAACAGCGCCAUGCUCAUUCACUUGUUUUUCCCAGACUUGUGGAUGUCUAUUUGAGAUGUGUAAUGUCUUUGAGGUCCUAGUCCUGAUUUUAAAAUGGGAACUUUUUAAAAAAACAGAUGUGUACAAAAAUGGAAUGUUUGAAUAAAGAAAAAAAAUUCUGCAUGUAAGAAUAUCUUUGGGGAAAAAUGUACAGAAAGUAUAAUUCAUGAGCUAGCCAUUGAAAUAGUCAACUGUCUACAUGGGCCUCUUAAAUUUUAAGAUACUAUUUAUAUACAUAAAUUCUCAAUUACAAAGUUACCUUUUUGGAAAAAAAUUUCUCUUUGUUCCAAAAGCCAUAUUUAGUUAAGUUCAUAGGGUUGCGCAGAUAGAAUCUCUAUUAGCAGAAAUCCUUGUUUAUUUUCUUAAUCACCAUACAUACAGCACCUGUCACAUUACCUGUCCGACAGUAGGCUAUCCAAAAGGUUGGCUAUUAGUGAAUAUUUUAAGCUGCAAUUCCUACUAAUAAUGGGUAUACAGUAAGUUAACUGUUCCAUAUUUGCUUCCUGUUUCGAAGCAAAAGUUACCUCACUGUCUUUUCUCUAUUUCAUGUUGUCCUACCAUUUCAUGUGACUGCCCUGCCAGAGUGUGCUUACUGUGCGCGUCUCUGCAGUUACUGUACUUACUACCAGUCCCCCAAACCUGGAGAUGGUCUGGAUGUAGGUUCCUUUUAAAGGCAGAAUGCAAAAUGCCCUCCUCAGUUAUCUGGUCUAGUUAGUUACAGAAUAAUGUUUUACUAACUUCAAUAUUUAAAAUUUUUUUUUUAAUUUUUAAAUUUUUAUUUAUUUUUUGGUCUUUUUGAGACAGGGCCUACCUAUAGCCUGGCUCUACUAAACUCAAUACUCACAUUAAGAUAUUCACAUUGACUUUGGCUGUGGUGAUAGAUGCAUUGCAGUAUUAAUACUGAACUGUUUGAUUACUUCCCAAAUUUCUUACUGAAUUUCAUCAUUGCUGCCCAGUUUAUAUAUUGUAUAAUGGCCAUCAAUCUUAAAAAAAAUUAUAAUGGUCCAUAUUUAUUUUUAAAGAUUUAGUAUUUAGCCUUGUCCCUUGGCAUGUAAACAGUUUUCUUUGUUCUAAGAACAUAUGAACCAUGUAUUUGAUAAAUGAAGUGUUUAUGUAAGUUUCAAGGUAGGGAUUGUUUUAUUGCUGGAUACAUUUGAUACGUUAAAUCUAUAUGAUACUCUGAUUUGGGUAUUAUAAUUAAUGUAUUUGUAUUGUUAAUCACAUGUACUUAAAACAUCUCACACUGUAUAAUUCUAUCACAAGACAUUGUUUUUACAAUUAAAUUAUUUUAAGACUA
This is a messenger RNA of Nannospalax galili (Upper Galilee mountains blind mole rat), 3585 nucleotides long. It is a transcript of the gene Impa1, whose product is annotated as inositol monophosphatase 1. The record is from RefSeq and is a predicted model, not a curated record. The coding region runs from base 1408 to 2241 and encodes 277 amino acids. Lineage: Eukaryota; Metazoa; Chordata; Mammalia; Rodentia; Spalacidae. Gene Ontology annotation, molecular function: inositol monophosphate 1-phosphatase activity. The transcript is spliced from 10 exons. Gene Ontology annotation, biological process: signal transduction; inositol metabolic process; phosphatidylinositol phosphate biosynthetic process.